UCACGAGCCUAGGAAACUAAGCUUAUGCAAUGACACCUCUAUGUAACAAAAGUCAUGUCAUGCUUGUUUUUUACAAUUGUCUGAAAAAAAAUUUAAAGAUACAGCUGACAUGAACUCUAUGUAGAAACUCUCUCUCUCUCUCUCUCUCUUACAAACUGAAAGUUUCAAACUUUAACCCCCAAAGUUCUCAGAGUCGAGAUCUCCACAUCACAUGGGAGGCUCAUUCUUCAUCACUUGCACACCGCUGUUCAUCGUCGUCGCCGUCGUUGCCCUCAUUCUUCUCCAAUCUCCGAACAGAGCCGAGUCGCAGACUAUCCAAUCUGCGCAUCUGCUCGAUCUUCUGAUCCGAGAUUACACGUUCAGAAAAUUCGACAUACAUCUGAAAACGGGCACGACCCAGAAAAUCAAUCUGCCGUUGAAUUUCUCGGGAAUCAGCAUCGAAACGGGGAGGUUCAGAUGCGGUAGUCUGAGAAGGUACGGAGCGCGUAUCGGAGAAUUCCAUAUGGGUCCAGGCACAAUGGUUCAACCAUGCGCCGAGAGAGUCAUGGUCGUGAGACAGAACCUCGGUUCGAACUGGUCUUCUGUCUACACCACCGGUUUUAACUUAACCGGUUACGGUUUUGAGCUCGCUUCGUCGGUUCUCGGUUUAUUGGCCUACAAUGCCAACCCCGACGGCGUAGCUAACAACCCUUAUGAGGUUAACAUUCUGGGCACGGAUCAAAACCCGAUCUUGAUCGAUUUUUGGAACAGCAAUGCAAGCAGGAACCCUAAAACGACGAAUUUUUCCAUCGCGUGUGCGAGCUUCACUAGAAAUGGAAAGGCAACGUUCAGACAGCAAGUUUCGCCGUAUGUAUGCACUGGGACAACACAAGGGCAUUACGCAUUAGUGACAAAAGCUCCGAGGCCAGAGGAGAAAGGACCAGAAAACGGCGGCGGCGGCGGAGGAGUGGUGGAUUCUCCGGAGGCCGCGAGAGGCGGCGGCAGCGGACUGAGCCGGUGGAAAGUGGCGGUGGGAAGCGUGGUAGGGAGUGGGAUAGGGGCGUUUCUACUGGGGCUUUUGGUGGUGGCGAUGGUGGUGAAGGUGAAGAAGAAAGCCAUGAGAGAGGAGAUGGAGAGGAGAGCUUAUGAAGAAGAAGCCCUUCAGGUAUCAAUGGUGGGUCAUGUUAGGGCUCCUACUGCUUCUGGAACAAGGACUGUUCCCAGAAUCGAUGGUAGGUAUUGCGUUAACAAUCUUCAUCCUUCUUGAUGGUAACUUUGUUCUUAGUUCAUUUUUUUUUCCUUUUUUUUUUUUUUUGUUUUACCUUUGUUUGAUUCUUGUGUUUAUGGUUUCCAGAAAGAAAAAAAAAUCUCUUUUUUGUAAGAUCAAUUUCAUUAUUCUUUAGGGAAUUCAUUAAU
Messenger RNA from Tarenaya hassleriana, 1395 nucleotides. RefSeq lists its product as uncharacterized. Gene Ontology annotation, cellular component: membrane. Bases 212 to 1246 code for a protein of 344 amino acids. The record is from RefSeq and is a predicted model, not a curated record. The transcript has a single exon. Lineage: Eukaryota; Viridiplantae; Streptophyta; Magnoliopsida; Brassicales; Cleomaceae.